Messenger RNA from Thalassophryne amazonica, 1221 nucleotides. It is a transcript of the gene gale, whose product is annotated as UDP-galactose-4-epimerase. The record is from RefSeq and is a predicted model, not a curated record. Gene Ontology annotation, molecular function: UDP-glucose 4-epimerase activity. Gene Ontology annotation, cellular component: cytosol. The transcript is spliced from 11 exons. Lineage: Eukaryota; Metazoa; Chordata; Actinopteri; Batrachoidiformes; Batrachoididae. Gene Ontology annotation, biological process: beta-D-galactose catabolic process via UDP-galactose, Leloir pathway. Bases 135 to 1187 code for a protein of 350 amino acids.
CUUCCUCGUUUUGUAGGAAGAGGAGAAGCGUGUGGAAGAAGAGGUUUGAUUUUCAGUCAAAGAACUCUCCGAUCGAACAUCUCGACACGUUUGAUGCUGGAAAACACUAACUUGUAGUUUCUCAGGUCCAGAGGAUGGCAGAGAAGGUUCUGGUCACAGGUGGAGGGGGCUACAUCGGGAGUCACUGUGUGGUGGAGCUGAUUGAAGCAGGUUACCAGCUGGUGGUCGUAGACGACUUCAGCAACUCUGUCCGAGGAGAAGGAGAUGUCCCGGAGAGCAUACGCAGGAUCGAGAAGUUUCUGGACACGAGAAUAGAGUUUCAUGAGCUCGAUCUUCUGGACAAACCUGGACUAGAAAAACUCUUCAAAAAGCAUUCCUUCUGCGCCGUGAUGCACUUUGCUGGUCUGAAGGCUGUCGGCGAGUCGGUGGAGCAGCCGUUACGCUACUACAGGGUCAACCUGACCGCCUCCAUCAACCUGCUCGAGGUGAUGGAGGCCCACAAGGUGCACAGUCUGGUCUUCAGUAGCUCAGCCACCGUCUACGGAGACCCUCAGCAUUUACCCAUUGACGAGCACCACCCGGUGGGCAACUGCACCAACCCCUACGGCAAGACCAAGUACUUCAUCGAGGAGAUGAUCAAGGACCAUUGUAAGGCUGAGAAGGACUGGAACGCUGUGCUGCUGAGAUAUUUUAACCCAAUUGGUGCUCAUUCUUCUGGCCUCAUCGGUGAGGACCCUCAGGGAAUCCCCAAUAACCUCCUGCCGUAUGUCGCUCAGGUUGCCAUCGGGAGGAGGAGGUGCCUCAGUGUGUUUGGGAAUGACUACGACACCCUCGAUGGGACAGGUGUGAGAGAUUACAUCCAUGUUGUUGAUCUGGCAAAGGGACACAUAGCGGCGCUGAAGAAGCUGAAGGACAACUGCGGCUGCAGGGUGUACAACCUGGGCACUGGAACGGGCUACUCUGUGCUCCAGAUGGUGACGGCCAUGGAGAAGGCUUCAGGGAAGGAGAUCCCGUACAAGAUUACGUCCCGCCGGGAGGGAGACAUCGCGUCGUGCUACGCUGACCCUCGUCUGGCUGAGAAGGAGCUCGGCUGGAAGGCUGAAUUUGGCCUGGACAAGAUGUGUGAGGACUUGUGGCGUUGGCAGUCCAUGAACCCCAGCGGAUUUACCAACGGGACGACGACUUGAUGUAGCUUGUUGUUGUUAAAUCGGUGGAUAAAAA